Messenger RNA from Cladophialophora psammophila CBS 110553, 234 nucleotides. Its product is annotated as homogentisate 1,2-dioxygenase. NCBI's taxonomy places the organism in Eukaryota, Fungi, Ascomycota, Eurotiomycetes, Chaetothyriales, Herpotrichiellaceae. The annotation marks the transcript as partial. The transcript has a single exon. The record is from RefSeq and is a predicted model, not a curated record. Gene Ontology annotation, cellular component: cytoplasm. Gene Ontology annotation, molecular function: homogentisate 1,2-dioxygenase activity. Gene Ontology annotation, biological process: L-phenylalanine catabolic process.
AUCUUAACCGCGACGUCCAAUACCCAUCCCGGGACCACCGUCGCGGACUUUCUCAUUUUCCCGACUCGUUGGCUCGUGGCCGAAGACGCCUGUCAUCCCCCGUUCUAUCAUCGCAACUGUAUGAGCGAGUUCAAGGGUCUGAUCCAGAGUUCUUAUAUAGCCAGCCUGAACAAUUGUUUGAGCAGUCAUGGGCCAGAACCUGCAGCGUUUGACACGGCCUCCAGAGAGGAGCUU